This is a messenger RNA of Owenia fusiformis, 632 nucleotides long. NCBI's taxonomy places the organism in Eukaryota, Metazoa, Annelida, Polychaeta, Sabellida, Oweniidae. The record is from the annotation of a GenBank genome assembly.
AUGAUCGAGCAAAGGCAUUGCAACUUGUGGGACAAUUGCAGGGGACGGCACUGGCUGUUCUAACUGACCUCAGUCUUGAAGACCAUUUCAAUUAUGAGGUUUUGAUCGCUGCGCUAAAAUAUCGGUUUGAACCACCAGAACAGAAUGAAACUUCAAGGGCUAAAUUAAAGAAUAAAUUGAGAGGUGGGAAGGAAACUCUUGAGGAAUUGGCCCAGGAAGUUAGAAAGUUAUCGAGGGAGGCAUUUCGGGGAAUUCCCAGGGAAACCUUGGAAUAUUUUGCUAUGACCUCAUUCAUUUAUGCUCUGAAUGAUAAAGAUCUAGAAUGGCAUGUCCAAUCGUCUAAUCCAAAGACUUUGAAUGAUGCUCUUACUGGCGCGUUGAAAUACGAAUCUUUUCAAAAAGGGCGUGCAAAACGCAUGUCCCCCGAAUUGAAUGACAGUUCCACUCUGUUGGUCAAUGCGAAUUACGCGUUGAACAAGAUGUCAUAUUCCCAAAUGGAAACCAGGAUGAAAGUUUUAGAGGAGACGUUGGAGAAAUUGGGCGUGAACCGACCGUGCGGCCUCUGCAAUUCUUUCGAACAUUUUACAAAAAAUUGCUUUAGGCGCCACCCAAAGUCCAAGAAAUAUGGCGCC